AAGCAGGAAAUGCCACUCUGCCAAGAUGAAGCGGCUACGGUAGAAACUAGAAAGUAGGUAUAGUGCUUCUACAAUCUACUUACUGUAGAUUGUAGAAGCACAGUGUACGCUAUUGUACAGUUAUUCUACAGCCGAUGCUCCAGUUUUUUUGUUUUGUGACUUUACGUACCUAACGAUAAAUAAACAAUCUACUGCGCAACCUGAUUCGAGUGAAGCAAAGAAUAUUUUUAUACACGUGAAACUCAUGGACAAUUUUUUUUUGUCUCGAUAAGUAUUAUUUGCAAUAUAUCGCAUUGAAUGUUGAUACCGUUCUUGAACGUGGUCUUUCGUUAAUGGCGUAAGUAGUGCAGAUUUCCGAGUAUUUACCAUCAUCUCCACUUUUAUUUGUGUCUUGCCCGUGUUGUGGAUUUCGUCUUUCCUGUAUUGGAAAGUAAUCACUACUGUUUGUCUUAAUCAAAUGGAAGCCUACAUCACUGAUAUCGAUGCCAUGCUGGAUCAGAUGGAGGAACAGGAGAAAGAGGACUCUCCAGUGUCUCCUCAUCUCUCGGAUUUCGAGUCAGCAGCCUCCACAGUGCAUCCAGUUGAGCGCCCCCAUUCCCUCUUCGUGCAACCAGAGUUCUUGUCGUCGUUCCCCGAUAGCGGACUGGGUAGUAGUCAAGAACUAGGUCCAGCGUCCAUGGGAUCCGACACCACGGAGCUCAUUAUGAUUGGCCUGCAUUUGCAUUCUCCUAGCGAAUCCCUUACCACUGUGCGGGAGGCGGUGGACGCUCAUUUCACACCGUCGACCAGCGCAUUUCCUACCUCUUUCAUGGAUGAUUACUCUGAUUCCGUUCUGCCGCCUGAAACCCCAUUGAAUAUGGAACCGGAUGAACAGAAAGACGUGUCCUACACACCGGUCAUUUCGUUUGUGCGCGAUGAUCCUGCGUUGGACUCCGAACAAACACCCCAUGUUAUCCCGACUCCUGUUUCUUUGGUGCAAGAGGCAGCGGAGAAAUCCGAACCGAUACUGGUAGACGAGAGUCAGCCUGUCCACAAGCACCAUAGGGAUGAGAAGAUCCAGCUUCGUUCUGGAUCGACUAUAGAAGAAGUUUCGUCACGCCCAGCUGUAGGUUUUGAUAAAAAAUCGUGGAAUACGACAGAAGAUGUGAGCGACAGCGAAUUAGAUCAGUUUCUCAAGACCUUGGAUUCUUCACCGCCUGUGACUCCGCGUGAUGAUUAUUCAAACCGCGAAGCGGGUAGCUCUUCUCCCGUUCAUUUUGAGGAGCCGAGUUUAUUAUUGGAGAGUCAGGAUGCUGAUCCGAUCCGUAUGUCUCCGCCCCUAGAACUUGCCCCUCCUGUUCCCAUGACUUUGAUCGAUGUCAGCGAAUUUGACGAUUUGGAGUUGUCAUUGCCGUUUAGCGAGCGUUCUUUAUCGGAAGAGCUGGCCAGGGAUUUCAUCUCAGUGGAAGGUGCUGGAUCCAUUCCAGUUGUUGAAGCAGCGUCGGCCGGCGACGAAAUACUGAUUCCGACCAUUGAAUCAUCCAUAAUAUCUUCUGUGACUGAAGACGACAGUUCUGUUUCGCCUGCAGAAACGGCUUCAUCCAGUAUGAUGGAAGAAUCGAUGGUGUCAGCAACGGAGUCACUGGCCAACGAUGAAAACGACGCGCCGCAAAAUCCCUCCACGUCGUCCAGUGAGGCACCUGUGAUAUUUUCAGCAGAUAAUCUCGGCAAAGUUAAACCAGAAUGGGUACCUGACGAAUUUGCUCCGAUAUGUAUGUUGUGUGGAUUGCGGUUUACUUUGGUCAAGAGAAGACAUCAUUGCCGUGCUUGUGGAAGUGUCAUAUGUGCAUCCUGUGGCAACUACCGGGCUAAAUUAGAGUACAUGGACAACAAGGAAGACCGCAUUUGUGCCUUGUGUAAUGAGACAUUUUUGUUCAAAUCCGGCCAGAACGCCCCGAUGGACACCGGUCCUCCCGGCGACGAGCCGACCCCUUCCGUCAGCGUCUCCACAUCCGCCCCGUUACCGGUGCCACCCGGCGUACUUCGUCGCCAGGAUCGACCACCCCGGAAUAGUCUGGAGCCCAGAAGUGUCGUCUUCUUCGAUGGUAUCCGCCCGGGUGGGGAUUUGAGUGAGCACGAAGCACAGGGAAAUGCUCGUCGGUUAGCCUUGAUGAAUGCCAAGCGGCAGCGACGAUCACCUGGUGCGCCUGAAGAGGCUCCACCCCUACCCAAAGGUAAAUCGCCCCCAAAACGGUCCAGCGCUAACCACGUGGUUAGGUUGUUUAUUAACCGGGAGAUCCUUCCAGUGAUGGAACUAACUUCAGAUGGACAUAAUGUACUGCAUGAACAUCCGGACUUGCCAACAUUGCUACUGAAAUUCACAAUGUGUCCAUCGGAAAAUGUCGACUUCUUUGUUAACUCGUGCCUGAAAGUCUCAGUGCAAAUUCUGGAUUUAAAAUGCUGCAUGGGCCAUGUUGUUUGGUCUUAUUCCACGAGUGGAAUGCGUUUGGUUGGACAAGACGAAAUUUGCAUUCUGCUCGAAAAGCAAGAUAUGGACGUAUUGCCCCCGCGUGAUGUUUUCCUCCACCUUAACGAAAUAUUUCUGCAUGCAAAACAAGGAAAUGUUAUCGGAAAUCUGGGACAUAGCAUUGUGGGUUUGUCGGGUUACGAAAGUGGCUUCCUCGGCAGUCGUAACAACGCCGGUUUCCUGUUUAUCCGACCGAGUUUCCAGUGUCUGGCGUCCUUAAGGUUACCGGAGCCACCCUAUCUCUUUGGCGUCCUCAUGACCAAAUGGGAAGUUCCGUGGGCCAAGCUGUUUCCUCUCCGACUUAUGCUGCGAUUAGGGGCCCAAUACCGAUAUUAUCCUUGUCCGUUAGUCAGCUUUCGAGAUCGAAAAGCGGUUUACGAGGAGAUUGGCCAUACUGUGAUGAAUCUGCUGUGUGAUUUCCGAAAUUUUCAAUACCAUUUGCCUUGCAUGGAAGAUACCGAGUCCUGCAUGGAGAAAGGUUUGAUAACAGUACGGUUUCCGCGGCACCGUUACGAUCAGAUUAUCAAGGCUUGUCAAACGAGCAAUGAACAUGUUUUACCAAUUGGUUUGGAUUUCUCCAAACGAGCCGACGCGCACCUGGUAUGCAUACAAAAUUUGGAAAAUGGACAGUACGAAACGCAGGCUAUUAACAUUCAAUCAAAGGGACGACAGGUUACCGGAACAAGCUUUAUAAUUUUUAAUGGCUCGCUAAAAAGUAUGGACCACACUGAAUGCCGGGCUUCGGUCGUGGAAGAUGGAAUCAUGGUGCAGAUCACAUUUCGUGGACUGGAUGAGCUGAAAGUUUCACUCAAGGCAAUGAAGACUAUUGUGUUCAAAGCGCAGUCAUCUACACCGGAAGGUUCGACAAACCAAGAUGCGCUUGUUAUUGAAUGGACGGAUGAACAAAAGUCCUGCAAUCUGGGUGUGCGCAGUCCAAUCGAUGGGAAGGAUUUGUCAGGUGUGGACAGUCGACGUGUUUCAUUGAAACAUUCAGUGGAUUUUUUGAACGGUACUUUGUGUGUACGCUGUACCGAAGUCUUCUUGACGGAUGAGAAGGAUUACAGCGUGACGUACCGGGAAGAUGUGGAUCUGAGUCGACUUGCAGAGAAUUUGGCAAUGGUAACAUGCUCGAUCAUCAGAGCACAUUUGUAUGAUUACCGGGACAAUGGUUGGACAAAAGUUGGUUUGCGGGUGGUUCUGGGACCAGAUAUUAUGGAAUAUGAUAUUGGCGCUAAGGAAGAAAGAUUUGGACAGGACGCUCUCAUGGAAUUCGAUGAGAAAAUUAUGCGGUUGGUAAAUGAAUGCGCUCGCUCAUGGGGGAGCCGACCGCGCCUGGAAAUGGAACUUCUGUUUAGGAUAUUUCAACACUAAAUUGCCUUGCUAUUAUUGGAUUUCCCUCCUGAAGGAAUAAAUCCGACUCAGAUGGAUUGAUUGUUUUUAUUCCAAAUGUUUAUUGACUUUUUCAUAUCCGCUUUUUUGUUUUUGAAUGUUUUAGAGUAAUAUUUAUGGUUUGGGUUCAAUUUUUUAACAGAGCCAACAGAUUUCUGUUGAUUUUAGUAUAUAGUUAUCUGUGAAAAAUAUUGUCAAAAUCAUGUCGGAGAUGUCGACUUAGUUAUCUGAAAGGAAAAGAAAUUAUAGCGCACUUUCUACAAAAACAAUUAAAUCCAAGUUGGAUGUGCAGAUAGUGUAAUUCUACAGCUG
Messenger RNA from Paramacrobiotus metropolitanus, 4207 nucleotides. RefSeq names its product zinc finger FYVE domain-containing protein 9-like. Gene Ontology annotation, cellular component: early endosome membrane. The transcript is spliced from 14 exons. The record is from RefSeq and is a predicted model, not a curated record. NCBI's taxonomy places the organism in Eukaryota, Metazoa, Tardigrada, Eutardigrada, Parachela, Macrobiotidae. Gene Ontology annotation, biological process: endosomal transport. Gene Ontology annotation, molecular function: metal ion binding. The coding region runs from base 458 to 3877 and encodes 1139 amino acids.